AUGGCUGAUGGAAAUAUAACACCUGACGUUCUAGAACAUUUAUCUCAAAGAACUACACAGAACCAUAAAGAUGGUAUAUUUGGUGAAGAGUUUAGAAAGAAAGUUAGGGAGAGAGAAGGAAGAGAACCUAUUGUACAUGACCUUGCAAACGAAAGUUUACAAAAUGUCAUAAAAACUUACUUUGCAGACAAUGAACCGAGAAGGGAUGAAUAUUUAAGAAAACUCAAAUGGACAGUACCAAAUGAAAUGUUAGUAUUGAAAAACAUGUUCCUUGACAAAAUAAAACCAACUACAGAAAUAAACGACGCAAGACUGAAAGAUUGGGUAAAAGCUUUCCCAUUCACAAAAGAUAUAGUUGGUAACAUGGAAAGAAAACCAGAAUGGCUACAAAAACAUAUAUUUGGAAACGAGCUUAUUCCAUAUGGACAGGCACUGUUUGAAGCGCUUGAACCGGAAACUCAGGAAAGAGUCAUGCAAACAAUACGCGAAGACUCAAAUACAGACUAUGACAAACUCUUUCUAGGAUAUAGGUUACCUGAGAUGGGCGACCAGAGCCAAAAGGCAAAAAGGACAUGGGAAAUUUGCAACAUACUAGAUGAACAUAAUGCAAAGAUGCAACAACUUCAAGCAGAGGGCAAUGAAGGAAAAAGAAGAGUUAAAAACUCAGUCAGGAAGAAAGUAAAGCUUGGUCGGAGUGGGUUCUAUUAUGACAUAUAA
Trichomonas vaginalis G3 is the source of this 717-nucleotide messenger RNA. Its product is annotated as protein of unknown function, DUF4106 family. Bases 1 to 717 code for a protein of 238 amino acids. The transcript has a single exon. The record is from RefSeq and is a predicted model, not a curated record. Lineage: Eukaryota; Parabasalia; Trichomonadida; Trichomonadidae.